Molecule: messenger RNA, 3833 nt
Organism: Schistosoma turkestanicum
Lineage: Eukaryota; Metazoa; Platyhelminthes; Trematoda; Strigeidida; Schistosomatidae
Source: the annotation of a GenBank genome assembly
GUCUUUCCCAAGGUCAUUUUGACUAGAAAUGGAACAUGAAGUUGACGGUCUGUUUUGGAGACACAAAGAUCGUGGUUCCUUGUGGUUCAGGGAACUUGACGGUUAGAGACUUGACUCUUAGUGGUUUAAAGAGAGUCAGGCAUACUUUACCGAAGCUUGGACCUCAGGAUCGCAUUGUUGUCCACAGCAUCAAUGUGGCCAGAGAUGGUGGUAUGCUUGAUUGGGAUGAUUUGGUUUGCGAUGUAGUAGACGAUCGUGAAAUGGUUACUGCUCACUUUUCGAUUGCCACCCUAUCAAAUAAUGUGAAGGAUUCUUGUCUCAAUCGGCCCUCAACUGGUCUUGAUUCUAUAUUUCAGACAAUUUCUACACCCUUAGUUGUUGAUUUGUGUUCUGAUAGUGCUAUUGAGCAUUCACUUCAUAGUCCUAUCCAGUCUAACGGAGUCAGUGAGCUUGGAGAUAGUGGAUUGAAUCUUGCACCUGUUUGUGGAAUCGGAUUGAAGCAAACCGAUAUUAAUGGUCAUAUCGCAAAUAGACUUCUGCGUACUGGAGACGGAAGUACAAGCAGUAGUAACUUAAGUCUAAAUCUUAGUAAUGAUAGCUAUGGAUUGCAUCAGCCAAAUGAGGUGCAUACGUCUCAGUUCCCUGGUGACAUCCACGAGUGGUUUUUGAAUAAUGAGUCUUCCCGUGAUACUAAUUCAAUGUCGCAUUAUAACAUUAAUGCAUACUGUGUCUCAACAAUAUUCUCUUCUGAUGACAAUAAUAAGAAAUGUUUUACAACCUCUUCAGUUCCUCAGUUGCCAUCUACUUGCUGCAAUACAGUAUCAAGUGCAUGUGAACAACUGAAAAGCUCUUCUUUUUCAUGCGAUAAAUCGUGCUCCAAUAGUAUCACCGUAAGUAGUACUGCAAUUUCAAAACAUUGUCAAAGAACACCACUUUCACCAAAUGUCUUCGAAAUGCUCUCAAAUGCCUUAUCUCGCCGUCGUGAUCUUAUUGAGUCUGGUUGGGAUUCUGAUGAUGAAGAUGAAGAUGUUUGUGAUCCUGACGGAGGUUAUUCGUACGAUUGUGAAAUAGGUGAACAACCAGACGAAUUAAUACCAUUACCAAAUACUGAUACUAUUGUUCAUUCAGAUACCACGAACAAAAGUUCAACUCUAACUCGAAAUUCUCCACCUGGCGGAAGCCAUUGUUGUUUAGAUGUCACAAAAAGUAAUAGUCAUCCUAAAAAUACUAGUGAUAGCUUUUCAACUGUAAGACAUCUUUUGAUGACUUCUACAUCAAAUGGGACUUGUGAUAAACCAAGUAAUCAAUCUGUUUUAUCCAAUGCAAAUAUUUGGCCCCUCUCCCUUCCACCUUUUUCUACUUCCGAUGCUUCGCAUGUUAAUAUUUCUACUAAUCUCCAGUGUAGAGUACAUUCUCCAGAGGAUGAAUAUCAUAUAGGCAUAAAUACUGAAAGACUGAUACGUACAGUUCAAAGUCAUAAUUCAUUUUCCAAUUCAACUAGUCCCGACUGUUUUUGUACAACUUCAAACAUAGAAUCUGAUUCAUUAGUCAACCGGUCAGAAUUCCAAAAUCUCAAUUAUUUCCAACGUAAUGUGGUAACUCAGUAUGACGAUGCAAUUCGACAACAGAAUGUGCAAGAUAUAUCAAAUAUGCAUAUAUUAAAAAAUAAUAUGGUUAAUAAUUCCAUUCAUCAAUCGAGACCUGAUCAUGUACAAUCGCAAUAUCCUCAAACAUGUAAUGUCAAUACAACAAAAUCCCUUGUUUUACCAAAUCGUCCUGUUGGCAGUAUAUCCUAUCCUCGAUCAGCAGCAGCAGCAGCAGCAGCACGUUUAGGAACAGUAUUUCAAAGCAAUUUAACUGUUCCAACUAUAGUUGAAGAAGAAGAAGAAUAUUCAGUAGAUUCUGAAGGACGACUUUCAUAUUUACCUGGAAAUAAAGCAGAACACCAACUUAUUGAUAAUAUGUUAGAAUCUAGAACUAAUUUUCUUAAUAAUAAUAAUAAUAAUAAUAAUAAUAAUAAUAAUAAUACUGAUAUGGAUAUUAAUGAAAUAAUCGAAGAAGAUUAUCCACUUCUACGCAAAGAUUAUGUUUUGGAAAAAGAUCAAACAUCUGUCCAAUCAAUCAAUAAUGUAUUACGCAUCAAUGCAAUCAAUAAUCAUGAAUCUACUACUAGUUCAAAUGAAUUACACUUAUCUAAUCUUCCAUUAACAACAACAACUAAUCGUUCUAUUCGUGGCCUACCUAAACCCGAUGUAAUUCGUUGGCUUGAAAAUACUUGUGAUGCUACUAUGAAUAAUAAUUAUAAAGUUGAAAAUAAAUCUAAUUCAUCACAUCUUUCAUCCACUGUAUCAUUGAAUCAAUCAGAUCUAAAUACAGAGAAUCAUCAAACAAUUCAUGAGGUACCUGAUAAAAUAUCUCUAAAUAUCAUUGAAUCUCCUUCAAUGAAUAAAUCUCAAGAAUCGAUAAAUAGUAAAGAUUCCAUAGUGUUAAUUCGUUUAGUCAAUACUAAACGUGGUGAAAAUUUAGGCAUACAAAUUAAACCGGUUUUUUCGGAUAUUUUAAAUGUUAACAAUGAUAAUUGUUCAGAUGACAAUAGCGGAUCAAGAAUUGAAUGUGGUCUUGAAGUUCAUAGCAUUUUACCGAAUGGACGUGUAGCACGUGAACAAUGUUUAUCUGUUGGAGAUCGAAUACUAAGUAUCAAUGGAAUUUCACUUAGCGGUAUACCAUUUGAAAAGGGUCGUGAUAUAUUUCAAGAAGCAUUACAUGAACCAGAAAUAUUACUUCGUGUCCUUCCUUAUUCAGCCUACCAGUAUAGUAGUCGUCCUUCAUUAUCAUUAUCUACACAAAGUAUUCCUAAUACCAAUAAACCAAUUGUUGAAAAAUCAGAGAAACCAUCAUGUGGUCUAAUUGUCAUUGUGCCAGAUCCAUCGGCUAAAGAUAAAGAACUUGAAGUCAAAUCCAAUAUCGGUCAAUCAAAACCAAUCCCACCACCACCACCUCGUCGUUCACCUAGUACUGUGUUAACUCGUAUACCAGAAGGAAUAAUUAAACCAUUGAUUGAUGAAUUUUUACAAGAGAAGAAACAGCAACAAGAAGAUGAAUUAAAGAGCAAACAACAACCUCCACCAAGUUAUUUGGAAUCAUCACAAGAUUUGACAAAAUCUAUUGUCCAUUCACAAACAAAUGUUAAUCAUAAUAAUAAUAGUGAUGAUAAAGACGAUUUAAUUGCCUAUACUUAUCACACUAUUCAUUUAUGUAAAGGUUCUAAUGGAUUAGGAUUUAGUUUAACUAGUCGUGAUUCAUCAACUGGUCAAAAAGUAAUCUGUGUGAAAAAUAUACUCCCUGGUGGAGCAGCUUUAAUCGAUGGUCAGUUAAAACCUGGUGAUCUUUUAGUAAAGGUUGAUGAUAUUGAUGUGAAUGAAAUUGGUCAAGCGCAAACUGUUGCACUAUUACGAAAUAAACCUGUCAAUACUCAUGUUACUUUAGUUGUUAAACGAUCAUCAAGAAAUGAUUCUUAUAAUCCAGAUAUCAAUAAAGAUACUAAUCUUCAUUGUAUAUGUGUACCACCUGAUUUGAAAACCACUCAACCAUCUGUUGUGUUUACAUUGGCAUCAAAUUGUUGCAUGAAUUCUACAAACGAACAACCAACAAAAUCAAUAUUUUCUUCAAUCUCUUCAUUAUCAUCAUCAUCAUUACAAUCAAUAAACCAAUCACAACAACAACAACAACAACCACAGCAACAUGAAAAAGUGAUUGUUGAACAACCAUCUAGUCAAGAGAUAAAAUUACCUAAUAAUAAUGAUAAGGUUAAUUAUAGUCUGUUUUGUGAUUAG